GUUCCUGAUAAUUCCGAUGUAUUUUUGUUUCGAGCGGCUAUUUCGUAUUCCGCAAAACCACAACCACAACCCGAUAGUACUGCGCGCGCCUUACGUUAUCAACGACAGACUUAGCCUUUACGAGCUUCAGUGGUUUGCAGUUUGUUUUGAAAACUAUCCCAGCGCAAUUGCAGUAUCAGCUUCAGCUGGUGCUGCAGUGCUGCUCGACAUUUCUCUGGCCAGCCGCCUCACGCCUGCCGCUGCCGCAGCGCCCGCAGUCGUCAACUAUAAUGAUGGCGCGCGAGGUCGAGGUGUAGUUCGGCCGAUGAUGCGCAUGUGCAAUAAAUUCAAAAAUAACGCGAAUGCGAAGAAGCAAACAGUAAUUAUCCGAAAAUCGACGUUACGAAAAAUAUAGAAACUUCUUUCGCUCGAUAUGAUUUUGAGUGUGUUACGCAAAACUGGAAAACCAAUUUACUCGUACUUCGAUCGAGAACAAUCGAGCUCUAUUGAUUACACGUAACAGUUCAAAUUGUUAGCAUAAAAGUGCGUAACGUGAGGAUGAUCCUAAUGCCUGAAAAAAGGGUAAUUGGCGUAAAAACUAAUUGGUCAUGACGGCGCGAUCUAAUCAAUCUCUGAACAACAAGAAGCCGUGACGCGCACGGAUCGCAAUCCAAAACCAGUUUGUAGCACGAUAAAUAGUAGCAUAAACAGGAAGACAAAACUAAAACGUAGUUUUUACCGAGGAAAUUAAUCAUCGCGAUUUUAUCAGCCAUUGAUGUCAUCGAGGACUCGUAAAGUCGUAACUGCAAUGUCUGGAUUCGAAUUGCGAAACCUCGCUCCUUGGCGCACGCUUCGCCUUCGUACACCAGUGCAGAGCUAAAGUGCAGAUAUGGGUGCAGCACACGUAGCAGCGCCACACUCCGCGAGCAGCGGCGAUGAGUUGUUAUUAAUCCAUCGAGAAGAAUACGCACGUGUUGACACCACUCCGGAGUAAAUAAAAAGCAAGGCAAAUGUGGUUGUGCCGCCAUAGGACGUAGUAUAAGAGAUGGGCCGUAAGAUACCUGGUAAAAAGCAUCAUGGUGUUAAGGAUCCGUUCAAGCAGCAAGCCAAACGAGAAUCCGAAUUAAAAUUGGUAAUUAAUGCACCGCCUAAGAACAUCGAUGAUCAAGACAUCCCCAAAAGUUUAGAACGCGUAAUCAAGCUCAAAAACGCUGUUAAGAGUGGAGUUUUAGUGCAGAAGAAGAGAAAGAAGAAGAGAGGUUGCAAGUUGAUAACUCUUGGUGCUGAGCAGACUCUCAAGCGUCAUCCAAAAGCCAAGCCGGAAAAAGUAGUACCAAUCUUUAAUCAGAGAUGCGAUGAAACUCAACAUCAGUUCUGGCAGAGAGUCAAUAGGGAAACUGAGAAUUUUCUCAAAGAGGCACAGUUUGAGAAUAAGUAUGGUGUGGAUGUGAAGCGUAAUACUGAAACUGGUUGUAUCGAAGGAAUUGUAAAAAAACCUAAAAGUGAUUUGGAAGAGAUUGAGAAGUUAAAAUCUAAAGCCAAGAAUAUCAAUAAGAAGAAGAAGAAGGUUGAAGGAGAGAAUACCGUCAAGUUGAGCAAGUCUCAAAAGAGAAAAGAAAAGUUACGCAAAAAGGAGGAAAAGAAACUCGAGGAUGAUAUCGAUGAGUUUAAAGUGUUUAAGGACAAAGUUGAAUUUGGCGAUGUUGCCCAUGCUCCACCUGAAUUGAAAACUCUUCCAAAGAAUGUUCGUAAGGUAAAAUACAAUGAUUUGUUGCUGAACGCGCUUCUCAAAAAAGACAUCUCGUCAAAGAAAGAGAACAUCAAAGCAUCGGAUAGAACGGGUAAACGCAAAGACCUGCCAGCAGGUGAGAGACGCCAAUUGGAGAAGCAGCAGAGCGAAGUGAUAGCUGCUUACAGGCAAAUGAAAGCUAAGCAACACAGCGCGUCUUCGUUACAUAUUUAAGGUUUUAUUUUUAUAUAGAACACUAGAAGUAAAGUAGAUAUGGUGUGCAAAAGAUUAUAUACACGUAUGAAACAAAGAUAAUUUUUUUCUGUUAAAUACAAAAAAUAACGUAAACAAGUAUCUCUCUGUGAGUAAACUUGAAAAAACUAUC
Molecule: messenger RNA, 2093 nt
Organism: Phymastichus coffea
Lineage: Eukaryota; Metazoa; Arthropoda; Insecta; Hymenoptera; Eulophidae
Product: coiled-coil domain-containing protein 137
Exons: 3
Coding region: 1025-1942 (305 amino acids)
Source: RefSeq, a predicted model, not a curated record